CUAUCUGAGCCGAAGGCCGCACACACAGCAGAGACGCACUACUCACAAACCCACACCGUGCCCGAUGCCAAAGCUUUUAAUGCAUUCACAGAGCGGCGCAGUAGAUAUUGUACCUGGGUGACUGCUGCACGUGCUGCAGUAUAUUAUACAAUGUCGAGCAGUCUACGACCGGUUUCACAGCCUGUACGCGUACACACUUUCGAGAGCGCGCUGGGCACUCGCCUCUAUCGCGUGCGUUGUUAGGAAGCGAUACCGCAUCGGCCGUCGUCGGCAGACCGUGCGUCUGAAAGCUUUCCUGAAAGCGGAAAGGUGAAGUUUUGCCGUGGUAUAGCUGUGUGCGAAACUAAGUGCAUAUCUUUGCAAAUACACUUUCUUUCAUCUCUUUACAGCGUUUCAUUUUCUUUCUUUCUUUCGUUCGUUGGAGUUUGAAAGCUUUGCUUUCUUUUUCUUUCUUGUCUUUUCUUUUCCGGCGGAGGUCAUGCUUCAGCCAAAUGGAGUCGCACCCUCAUCGAACGCGAGUCUGUCCCGGUCGCUUAGCACGCGAUUGGGUAGGUGUUGCUCUCUCGUGCCGGUCGAUCGGCGGCGCGGGCGGCGACGGCGAUAAACGUGGUGGUGACGGGGUCGACGGAGGCGGGGUCGAUCUCGAGGUUCGACCGCGUACGUACCACGUAGCACAUGCGCGCCGUCUCUUUCGCGACGCCUUCUCUCUCGCCGACAUCUUUCACUCGGCGUUCGGCUCCGGCUUUGUCUCGGGCUCGGGCUGCGGUCUUCGCAUCCCCUCGCGACCCUCCCGCCGCCGACGGCGCAAAGGUGACGCGUCGCAUCGGCGUGUUGCACUGCGUCGCCGUCGCCGGUCCCUCGGCGCUUUGUUCAUCGAGAGCCCGUCGCGUCCGGUUGGGGUCAGUGCUGCGUGCGCUUCGACACCGGGUUGGUCGCUCGUCGAUUCGACGGCGCUGGGCGAGCUUGCGCCCCCGUAGUGCGCGCGCGUGGGCGCGAAGUUUUCUUGGCUGGUAGCUGUCGUUUCUCUCGUGCCGGCAAUACCGCUUCGACUGGCGGAGGAAGUCGCGUCGAUUUGGGCUGUUCCGCCCACCUUCUCCUCGAUGCUAUGGUUGAGAAUGUGGAUACCAGAAUGUUGGAGGGGUGCGGGAAAGUAGUCAAGUAUGCACUCUUCGUGGCCAACUUCAUCAUCAUGGUUGGCGGAGUGGUGGUGUUCGCGGUGGGCAUCUGGACCCUGGCCGACCGGUCCUUCAUGGAGCGGCUCCUGGGCACGGACCUGUACGUCAGCUCGGCGUCCAUUCUCAUCGCCACCGGGGUCGUCGUCACUAUAAUCUCCUUCCUCGGCUGCCUCGGCGCCUUCAAGGAGAUCAAGUGCAUGCUUCUCACGUACUUCAUAAUACUCUUCAUGAUAUUCAUCACAAUGCUCGUCGGAGGCAUAUUAGGAUACGUCUUCAGGAAUGAGGUGGACGACCGGAUGUACCAAGAAAUGGUCAUGUCCAUUCCCUCCUACAAAAACGACUCCGUCGUCACGGACGCAUGGGACGCAGUGCAGCAGCACUUCCAGUGCUGUGGCGUUCGACUACAAGCGAAAACCGAACCGUACCGAAUCUGGCAGCUCAAGAACUCGCACUUCAACGCGAACCAUCAAGUGCCGGAGUCGUGCUGCAUGAAAAAGGAGUGGCUUCAUGCUUGCUCCAAGAAUCCCACGGACCGAGACACUUACAUGGACAGCUGUCACGAAAAAGUCCGGGACUUCGUCAAGGGACACGCUGUCAUUGUAGGUGGAAUAGGCAUCGGCAUCGCCUGCCUUUUAGUUGUCGGAAUGGUCUUGUCGUGCGCCAUGUUCCUCAUGAUCCGCUAAGCAACGAGCGGAGCCUAUCCAUGACGUCAUAUCCGGCGGCGACCUGGUGCCUACUCCUCGCUACAGUGCACACGCGUGCGUGUGUGUGUGUGCGCGUGCCUCGCUCCUCCUUCAACCAAAGGUGCCAACGACGGCUCUCCACGUCGCUGGCGUUGUUGAGUUUCACAGCGGCUUUCGCCCUUGAGUUUUGUUUAGUGUUUGCCCCCGGUCCGGCCACGUGACGACAAAGAAGAAGAGCAAGACUGGAAGAACUCCUGGUGGCAGGAGGGAAGCUUAUGCAGCCACAGCCGCCUUUACAAUGAGUGGACACCGCUUUAGAAGUGCCUAUACUGGAAUUCACCAAAAAAAGAAAAAUGCUGGAGCACGGACAUUUUUAAACGAGCAAGGCGAGCUUUGUUUUCUUGCCAUUCCAGUGAGAAGUGCCCCGUUUCUGUUAAAGGUGUUUUUUGUUGCGCAAUUAUUACUCCCUCUCCUCCCCGCCCUUUUUUUUUUAUUGUGUACGGACUAUUACAUUCGUUGCGCCUGAAGUGCGGAGACGCUUCCUCGACUCUCCUGCAUUGCGCGUUUGGUUGUGUGUAUCGCUGUGUCGUCAACUCGCGUUGUUUUUUCAUGCCGUUCCUGCUUGUCAAGCCUUCUGUAAUUUAUUAACUUUUGUACAGCUUUCUUAGACCAUGCCCCUGAGCCUGUUUAGUGGACAAGGGUUAUUUUUCUGAACAUAAUAACUUGCAUUUAUAAUCGUGUUAUAGACAGAAGAAUCAGUACUAUGGAGAACUACAGCACACCGUAAGCAUUAAUAAUCCCCACACCACAUGCGCGAUUCACUACGCAGCUAUGUUUCUUGCGCUGACAAUAAAUCUGCAUUGAAGGAUCCGAAUCCUUAAGAAAAACACAACGUCAUACAUCGAUACACGCAUUAUUUCCUUUUUUUUUUUUAAGAGAUCAUUACAGUAGCCAUCUUGUUCAUUUUCUCACGUUCUUAUCAUUUGAAUGCAUGCUACGACUGUAAGUUUUAACAAUGCUAGCCGGUCUAUGUGGCAAGAGAAAACAUAUCAGCUGAAACUCAAUUAACAGUGUUCAUUGAAUUUUUACGUUAACAUAAUGAGGUCGAUUUUGUCCGAUAUUUGUACUUAUCGAAAGUGCUUUGAGAGACUUACUGCGCUGCUAAUAUCUGACUGAAUGUGUUUCUCAUCUAGUCUUGCCUCUCUGUACCACUCGAGGCAUGUCUGUAGUGUUUUCAUGUUUUAACAAUACCUUUUGCACUGCCUUAGUCUAGUUGUUUAUUCGCCAGCUCGCACACAUCUCAUCUAUGCUUGUGCGUUUUUGCCCACGUACGAGUGGCACUGCACAUAUCGUUUACACGAAAACAAGAAUGAGUUUUGUUUUGUGAUAUGCCAUUUUUUGUCAUCUGGCAGUUAUAUAACAGUCCAAAGGAUGAUGAAAACAGCCUUUAAAAACACUGGGACCAAUGUACGAUAACUCGUGCCGUACUCUGCCUUAUGCAUUGAACGCUCCUUAACACUGGUGGUGUUAAAAUGUGUUGUACAUUUACACAAGUUCAUUGUUACGUAUCAAAUAUGUUCACAACACGGGAAGCAGUUGGAACGGCCCAUGCAAACAUGGGACAUAGAUAAGCGCAAUACACAAACAUACCGCAAUGUUUAAAAUCUUCCUGGACGGUUUGUAUUGUUGACAUUACCCUUGAGUGACCAGGGCUCCCAUACAGAAAAAAAAAGUGAUAUGUUCUCACAUGCUCCUUUACCUAUGGCUGAAGCAUAGCACAUAAGGGCCAUUGAACCCAGCCGCGCAACGGGUUCACUAUAAGUGAUUUUCGAUGUAUGAUCGAGGAAUCAUGGCAGAGAAUGACGUCAUGGGGGAAUACGCACGUACGUGUAUGACUCUAAAUGUGAAUAAUGUGAAUUUGAACGUCAGUUAUUCUCCACAACCUCUUCGUGUGCAAAGAAAAAAAAAAUCCGCGUCCGUCGACCAAAUAUGAGACGCGGCACUUGCGCAUGUCCUCACAACUAUCUCGUUACGUCAUGCCGCGAGACGAGAGAGAAAAUCUCGCACAAUCGCGCUCACCCUUCUCGAAUUCGAUGUCUGUCCUCAUUCGUGCUCUUAUCGUCAAAUAUAAUCACAGUCUGCGAAUAAAACGUUCGUGUCUUUUUUUUUUCGACUGCUCGUGUAAAAGCUGUUGUAGCUUUAUCCAAAUCGCAGCCUUGUUGAUAACCACAGUUGUCUGCGUUGGCCACUACGAUCCUUGAAAAAUAUUAAAGGUUCUCGCGUGACAAAAAAAAAAUUGAAGUCGUGUUCUUUCUCAAAUGCAAAUGUGUAAUUUGCUGUGUCAUUGUCGCUGUCGAAGUGUAAAGACAAGUGAAUUUUGAUGUUAUAUACGCUUGCCUAAAAUAUUUCCUUGUGUCCAAGGUGCCGAUAAGUGUGCAUCCGUUGACGUUAAGUGUGAUGGCUGUCGCAACGUACAAUGUGUUACCUUGUUUUUUGUAAAGCUACAUCGUUUUGGGUUUAAAUAUUAUUCGCGAGAUGUGUAGGAAUUCCUCGUUUUUCUUUCUUAUCGCACUACUGUUAUUUCAAAUAUUGCGUGUGCACAUGUCAUGCUCUUUCAUUAAAUGAUAAUGCAGUGUUGCUUUACACCAUCAGUGUAGUUUGCCUUAAUUCAGCAAGCAUUUACUGUUGAGGCGCUCCCUGAGAAGUGCCAUUUGCUCUGUCUAUAUAAGCAUUAUAAGCAAUGUACUAGAUUUAGAUGUUUCCAAGUGUAAAAUAUGUAGCUGUGCUCUCCCAUAGCCCAACUUGUGUCUGUAUUAACGAUGUACUAUGUAUGAUGCCCAGAACCUACUGGUCAGAGGGCGCGAGAGCGCUAUGUUGUUGUGUUUUUUUUUCUUCUCGACACUCUGUCACUUCUUGGCAAUGUAAAUUAUCUUGCGUUGUCCUUUGAAUAUUUAUUUCAGAAAUAAACCGUUUGAAAGCGCGA
This is a messenger RNA of Dermacentor andersoni, 4841 nucleotides long. It is a transcript of the gene Tsp74F, whose product is annotated as Tetraspanin 74F. Gene Ontology annotation, cellular component: plasma membrane. The record is from RefSeq and is a predicted model, not a curated record. Lineage: Eukaryota; Metazoa; Arthropoda; Arachnida; Ixodida; Ixodidae.